Messenger RNA from Oldenlandia corymbosa var. corymbosa, 1374 nucleotides. The record is from the annotation of a GenBank genome assembly. NCBI's taxonomy places the organism in Eukaryota, Viridiplantae, Streptophyta, Magnoliopsida, Gentianales, Rubiaceae.
AUAGUUAUCACUAACGUCACGAAUUAGUACACCUUUGGUAAACACGUUCCACGAGCUCGGACGUGUAUGCAUGCGCAUAUAUAUAUAUUUCGUCUUCCUUGUUCUUCUUCGUGUUCUUUCAACUUUCACGUGUUAAGAGUUGAAUUCUUGAUCAGCGGGAAGGAAAAAAAGCCGUAUAUAUACUCUCUUUUUUGUGCCUCUUUCUUUCUUCUUAUGAAUUAAUUUGAUUAAGAGCUAUCUAUCUUAGCUAAUAGAAAGCUGCUUCAACGUUGUGUGGGGAUUUUUUUUUUUUUUUUCCCCUCCUAUGAAUUUAGAUUAGAUCAUAAUGGAGAAUUGGACUGGAGUCAAGCUCAUGCAGAAAAGGAUCGUCGGUUGCCUUAUUUUCAUCGCUUUGUUCUGCACUUUCGCAGAAUCACUAAGCGAACCGGUGACUCCCGGUGGAGCUGAGAUUCAGAAGGUACUGGGGAGGAAGAACUUUGAGGAGGAAGAUUAUUAUGGGAUUGGAGAGAGGAGGAAGCUGUUGGAGAGGGCAGCGGGUUCAUCACCGCCGAGAUGUGAAACCAAGUGCGGGGAAUGCACGCCUUGUGAGCUAUCCUGGGUCCAGAUUCCACCCCCACCCGGGUUCAACCGGUUGAUGACCGAGUAUUACCCUGAACACUGGAAGUGCAGUUGCGGUGGCAAGAUUUACAAAGCUUCUUGACGUACGGAUAUGGAUGGAAGGAUGGAUGGAUGGAUGAAUGGGAUAUAAAUAUUAUGCGCUUCUUUAAUCAAUCAGGAUUAGGGAUUCAAUCUCUUGCUAGUAGCAUAUUAGUUCAUUUAUUAAUCUUCAUCGUUUAUGUCCAAUUCUCUCAAUAUGUGAACCUCUUACGUGUCUUCAUUUUGCAACUUAAUUUGGUGAUCAAGGAACGCUUUGCUCAAAGCAUGGCGACGAAAUCACAAGGUGUUUUAGGCAAUUAGUUAGUAUUAAUUGCAAAUUCAACAUUGCAUAUGCAAAAUGGCAAUGUGGAAUGCAUGCUAGGACUAAUUCAGUAAUCCCUCUAUUAAUUGUAUAUCUCUCAAUGUUCAAGUACAUGGAUAGAACAUGACAUCUCUUUCCUGUCUAAAAUUUUCUCGUAUUCUUUCAUCAAGAAAUGUGCACCAGAGUGAUGAACGCUCCAGAUGAGCCGAAGGAAUGAUCCAUACCAUGAUACUAGCUACCGCUACUACACUUUGAAUUAUUGCCAAGUAUGAACUAUGAAGUACAGAAUCCAACUGCUAGUGCUUUUUGUAAUUAAUUAACCAUUAGAAACUAACUUAUGUAAAAUACGAUUAUUCUGAAAUAAUUAUGUAAUGUAGAUUUUUAUUUGGUGUAAUUAUCAAAUUUUAAUACUCAAC